GGUUCCACACACAGGGCAUUCAUCACAUCACAUCCAAAGCAUCACAACAGGGAGUGGAGCUAGAUCUCUUAUUUUUCCCUUUUUUUUAAAUUUUAUUCUGAAAUCCUUCCAUGGGUCAUAUAUCCCUAAAUUCAUUUUCCUGAAGAUGUUGAGAACGCGUCGCCCCAUUGUGAUUUUUGUCAGUUUUAUAAAACUGUGUUUUCUUCGUCGGGUGGAAUUUGUUUUCACGGUGGUCGUUUUUUGUCCGUUCGUGUUUGGGUGACUGAAUCUGUGUCCUCUCAGGAUAGUCACUCCUCGCUGCUGCCGCCGCAUCAUAGGACCCGGAGUCUGACUCACUAUCACCUGCUCCCGAUGGAAAUCGUAAAACGAUUCCCUGUUUUGGAUAAUGCCCGAUCACGUGAACUAUUCAUGUCACCUUUGGGCAUGAAAGACUCCAGGUUGAUGUCGGUUCUCACCGCAGAACAGAAGAAGUUGUAGCAGUAAGUGCGACUAAAGGAGCAAAAGUCAGUAUAGAAUUUGAUUUUACUUCUUUCUGAGAAGAAUGCGCAUUCUGUUUUAAUUUCAAUUGUGGUCUAAAAAUAAGGAGCUUGUGUGUUUUUAAUGACUCCUGUUUGACAUAAGUAACAGGUCACUUAAAAAUUUGUUUUCAGAAUCAGAUGCGUCCACGAAUCUAAUCUCAAGCAUAUAUUUGAGAAGAAAGACGACUUCAAAUAAAUGUUUCAUCCUAUAAUUGCGAUUUCUUUAACCUCCCGACAUACUUUUACGCAGCGCGCGCGUCAGGUUUUUGGUUUUACGCGCGUCUGCCAUUCUCCGUAAUGAACGCCGGGGAGAGCGCCUCUAAGGGGCAUGAGGACUCCAACUCCCAGGGGGACUUUAGAGAACGCAGGGAGGCCUGGUCCCGUGCAUAAUCGCGCUGCAGCAUGCCCUCCUGGCCCAAUGACUCGGAGUGCCUCCCGCGUAACUGCAGCUGGGAGGAGACCUACAACACCACGAGCAGCGCCGACCAGCCCGCGCCUCCGCUCAACUACUACUCAAUCCCUCUCCUCACGUUCAUCACCGUCGCCUGCUCGCUGCUGUUUCUGGUUGGAGUGGCCGGGAAUGUCAUGACCAUCCUGGUGGUGAGCAAGUACAGGGAUAUGCGCACCACCACCAACCUCUACCUGUGCAGCAUGGCUGUGUCUGACCUGCUUAUUUUCCUUUGCAUGCCGCUGGACCUCUACCGCAUGUGGAGGUACCGGCCCUGGCGCCUCGGAGACGCGCUCUGCAAACUCUUCCAGUUUGUGUCCGAGUCUUGCACGUACUCCACCAUCCUGAACAUCACCGCGCUGUCGGUGGAGCGCUACCUGGCCAUCUGUUUCCCGCUGCGCGCCAAAGCUCUGGUCACCAAAAGGCGAGUGCGCGCACUGAUCUGUGUUCUGUGGACGGUGUCCCUGUUUAGCGCGGGGCCUGUGUUUGUCAUGGUUGGAGUGGAGAGGGACAAUGUGGAACCACUAAACCUCACGUCCCGGAUUAAUACAACUGGCUUGCUUUUGGAUGUUGGGGACACUCGGGAGUGCAGGAUGACGCACUACGCCGUUGAGUCAGGCCUGAUGGGGGCCAUGGUGUGGCUGAGCUCGGUGUUUUUCUUCAUGCCAGUGUUCUGUCUGACGGUGCUGUACAGUCUCAUUGGCCGUCGUCUGUGGCAGAGGCACAGGGAGACGAACAUGAGCUCCCGUGUGGCUCACAGAGACAAAAGCAAUAGGCAGACCAUCAAGAUGCUGGUGGUGGUCGUGUUGGCCUUUGUUCUGUGCUGGUUGCCCUUCCACGUGGGCCGCUACCUGCAGUUCCGCUUCCUGGACGCGCCCUCUCCGCUGCUGUCCGUGCUUUCCGAGUACUGCAGCCUGCUGUCUGUCGUGCUCUUCUAUCUGAGCGCGGCGAUAAAUCCGAUCCUCUACAACACCAUGUCGUGGAAGUACCGGGGUGCGGCAGCGCGCCUGUUCGGCCUGACCGACGGACAGCCGUCCCGGUGCCGCACGGCCAGCACCUUGAAGGGCGACGGCUCAAGCGGCUGGACAGAAUCCACUGUGAGCUUUUGAACCCAACCGAGUUAAGGAGCCAACCUGGAAGCCAUCAUUUCUGUCAGAGAGGGGACGAUCUCCAAAGACUUGCCUUUAUUGAAUGAGAGCAUGAACCACAAAAGGUGAAGCUGCUUAAACUGAAUUAUUGCAAAAGCUAGUUUUGCUCUUAAACGUUCCGCGACGUGUCAGAUUCUUUCAGCAAGUGCCAUAACAUUUGAAAGUGGAGUGUAAACGACCUUCACACCAUCUGGAAAUGCUUCUUGGCCUGAAUAUGAACAAAAAAGAGGAGCAUGUUGUACAUAUAAACGUAAAUAUCACACACAUCUACAAAUGCCUUAUACCGUAUUCUGGAUGACAAAAGGAAGCACUGUAGAAUUUUAAAACUCGUAUUUCUCUGUACUCCUUCAAAGCGGGGCAGAGGUGCAGAUUGUGUGCAAGCGUGUGUGUAACUGUGUAGCAGACUGUCAGUGAGGCAGACUCAGUGUUAUCCAUAUUUCCAAAGACCUGCAUGUUGAAUUUCCACUCCAUGCUUGCGCUGAUGCUGCAAACAGGGGUCGCAGUUGCUGGCAUAAAAGGGUAUUCUGGUGUUUUAGUGCCUGAACAGCAGUGCUUUAAUUGUACUUUACAUUUUUGGAUUGAAAGCUUUGUUUUUUAUAGGGAUGGGCUGAUUAGGACUCGGGGGGGGGGGGGGGGGGGGGGGGGGGUCAGUUCGUCCCUUUGCCAUUUUGUUUCCUCAUUUUCUACCCACUCAUUGUCAUUUCACCCCUUCCUCCAUUUUGUAGCCAUGCACUAAUCAUUUCUCACACAGUGGAUUUUCGUCAAUCUCUGGACUGAUUUCCACAAAGUGCGAUGGCUGAUUUCAAAUUCUUUUGAGACCUCCUGAGUCCUUCCAUACUCAAAAGCUGACACAAUCUAGAUUUUAAAAGGCUCAAGUCUUUUAAUCUCACCAGCACUUUGUCUGGUGUCUGUAAUAUUCUCUGGAUUUAUGGUAACACGUUGCUGCCCUUCCUCCUGCUGCUCAGCUGGCUGAAAUGGAGUAAAACAGUUUUCUGUUGCUCAAAUUUGACCGUUUGAAAAUAUCUCCGGUUGAGCCAACACCCGGACUAAGUAACCAGCUAGUAUAAGCAAAUAAAAACAAACAGGCUAUGAUACUUUAAAUAAUCCCCAUGCAAUAGUAGGAUUGCAGUGUUGGGAAUAAUAGUUUCUAUCUGGUUAUCAACAAAAACAGGAAGAUCGUGUAAUAACUUUCUAUUUUUAAUCUAUGUGUACAAACCGGCCCCUUGCCUAGAUUAGAAGUAAAUAUCAGACUCUGUCCAUUACCAGGCAUCUUUCCACCUUAGAUUGGUCAUCUGAGAUUAAAAAAAAGAAUCUGAUGAGGCACAUGUUUCUUGUUUUCACUAGAUUAUUAUGAAAAUAACCAUUCUGAACAUACUGUUCUAGAGAUAUUAGUUAUAUGUUUCACUGCACUGCAAAAACACAAAUAGCUUGAUUUUGUUGUAUAAAUCAACGUUCUCAUUUCUAAUAGCUAAGCUCACUCUGUGAUUUGUUAUUUGGACACUCUUAUAGCGUGUUGCAGAUUUAACUUUUUCUUACAUGCUGUCUGAAUGUGCUGCCAGCUGAACACAGAUGUGUUAUCUAAAUUCUUCUUGCAGUUCAUUUUGGUUAAUGAGUGUUGCACUAAUAAAAAAACACAUGGUAUUAUAUUUUUUUACUGCCUUUUCUUUCUUUUUUUUACUUUUAAGGUUUGUUUCAGCUAUUGUUUUCACGACACUAAGAUUUUGCCUUCUCAGCACUUCUACAGGGUUAGUUUUUGAGUACAAUUUUCUACUUUAAAAAGUGAGCAUAAACCAUGGUUUGCCUGUUUUCCCUUCAAAAUAUGCUUAUUGCAUCACAAAUCAUCUUCUGUUUCAUAUUUUACACCAGAGUGUGUCAGUUGUACAUUUGUUAAUAAAUGGCAUUUUAAAGCAUUUGAACUGAAAAAAAAAUUGUUUCUAAAUGUGUUGUACUCUUGUCAUUUACCACAACAGCAGCCUUUGUUUCUAUCCCUGCUGCUUUUGAAAGUGAAUAUUAUUAAAAGUAAGACGUGUGGAUUAAUUAAGGACCGUGUGCCAUGUGUUGUAUCAUCCUUUGGAUCAACGAACAACCUGUAAGCCAUGACGUUAUCCCUGCUUCAGCUUGUAAUUAGAUCCUUUGGACAGUUUGGUUCUGUGCAGCAGUUAAAAUCACCACAGCAGUGCUCUGGAUUUAAUACGUGGCCUCUUGGCAGUAAAGAAUGUAUUUCUGCUAAAUGAAUUUUUGCGAUUGUAUAUACUGUUAGCAGGACGAUAUAUUUAUUAAUGUACUAAAUGUAUAAUGAUUAAAAGAAGACAAAAAGUUUUA
Xiphophorus couchianus (Monterrey platyfish) is the source of this 4436-nucleotide messenger RNA. It is a transcript of the gene ghsra, whose product is annotated as growth hormone secretagogue receptor a. The transcript has 2 exons. Gene Ontology annotation, cellular component: plasma membrane. The coding region runs from base 921 to 2075 and encodes 384 amino acids. The record is from RefSeq and is a predicted model, not a curated record. Gene Ontology annotation, biological process: G protein-coupled receptor signaling pathway; hormone-mediated signaling pathway. NCBI's taxonomy places the organism in Eukaryota, Metazoa, Chordata, Actinopteri, Cyprinodontiformes, Poeciliidae. Gene Ontology annotation, molecular function: growth hormone secretagogue receptor activity.